Messenger RNA from Fundulus heteroclitus (mummichog), 2516 nucleotides. RefSeq lists its product as uncharacterized. The coding region runs from base 123 to 2459 and encodes 778 amino acids. Lineage: Eukaryota; Metazoa; Chordata; Actinopteri; Cyprinodontiformes; Fundulidae. The record is from RefSeq and is a predicted model, not a curated record. The transcript is spliced from 18 exons.
GAAGGCAGAGCUUCAUGAUGUGUGUUUGGUGAAGAACAAGUGGUUCACUUGUGCUUGUGUUGGUCAAUCGGUGUAGUUUGCUAGCAGCUGAGCUAGCUUUAGACACCAACACAUCAGCAGCUAUGGCGUUCAAGUUGAUGUGCAGUGUGGCGUUACUCCUGUCCUUAUGGUUCACGGCAGGAUGUGACUUUCUGGUGGAAGGCGUUCUGAAAAUGGAGUGUCAUGAUCGCUACUUCAUGAUAGCCAUUGACCUUGCAACCACCGGAGAAGCUCCUCGCUUCGAGGCUGUUGAUGGAACGGGCACAUACGCCAUCACUGAGGAUUAUGCAGCAAAGUGUGGUUACAGUAUCAGCGUUCUCUCUUUUCUGGGCCUGGUGGAGCUCAGAGCGUCUUACUUCAGCUGUCACACUGUAAAGGAGGCUGGAUUCUCGUUCAGAUUUAACCUGAUAACGACCUACCAGGGGGUAGAUGCCUACUAUGCGCUCAAUAGGACUUGUUCUCCCCCUCUGUCAUGGUCGCCUAGAGAAGUUACCUGUGAAAUCAACUACAUGGAGGUGUCUGUGAGGAGUGAACUUCCUUGUCCGUCUGGAUUGAGCAAUGACUGGAGCGCUCUCGGCCCUUUGUACAGUGCCGCCUCCCAAGACUGGCAGGUGACCUUUCAGAACCCAGACGAGCAGUUUCCGCCCAUGAACCUGUCUCGUGCUCGCCGGGAGGGCUACGUGUUUGACCUCUUCAAUGAAAGGAUUGUGUUUCGUACGCCGUAUGGUCAGCCAGACUCGUACAGCACCGAGGUGAACGGGGUUCCAGUGGAGGUGGUCCAUGCAACGGUGUUCUCCCGGCAAAGCUGGGUGGUCAUCAUGGUUGACCUGAUCGCUGCUUGCUCUUUGGAUGAAGGCUCGUUUGACAGUGGCUACAUGAUCUGGGACACUCCAGAAGCGCUCUAUCCCAGUCUUGGUAGCACACAGAUCAGUCUUGGUCUUAAUGGUAACCUUGUAGAGGAGGCUGCUGCGGAGCAGAAGGGUUUUGUUAUGGCAAGGUACAACUCGACAGUCCAAAUUGGAAUCCCUUAUAAUGCUGAAGGAGGCUACAGGAAGAGCUUUGUGAGUGACGGCAUCUUUGAGUUCUACAUCUUCAACCUUUACCUGAAACAAACUUCAGUGGAUGAACGCCACGAAGAGACUGCGCUGCGGUUUCACAGGACUCUCGUCACGCCCCUCCUGCCGUCUUCACUUACCACUGAAGACCAAACUAACGUUGCAGAAGGCGCCUUCACAAUCGUCCUGGGCAGAAUUCCCAGAGAUGUUCAGCUGACGUCCGUCCAGCUGAACGGACAGGAAUUGUCUGUGCCCUUCAGCGACGCCGCCCCGUACACCCUGACAGAAGUCGUCCAUUCCAACAAAACUCACAGCUACACUCUGAAAGUGCCGUUGGAUGACCCAGUUGUCAUACAGGAGUUCUCCAAAGAGAAUGCAGCCAUGUUGCACAAACUAGAUGUCAACUGCACCCUGAUUGCCAUACCUGGAAAUGAGCCAUACUACCACACAGUCUCAGUCACGGCACUAAUGGGUGUCUCUCCUCCGUCUUUUGACGCGGUCUGUACGGCGUCUGGGAUUGACUUCAAGUUGGCCUAUCGCUCUUUCGACUACCUGUGGGACAUCAGCAUUGGCUCAGACCGACUGACACCGGCGCUGGCAGCCAAGCGUGGCUACACCAUGAGCAAUGACAGCCAGAGUCUGCUGCUCAGCGUGCCACUGUUCACACAUGGCUACAAAUACAAGGAUGUAACGCUGAAAGGUUUUCUCGGGACAUUUGAGAUCCUCGUGAGGGACCGCGACACCUCCAACGUCCAGACUUCAACCAUCAAGACAUGCCUGUUUAAUACCACGGAGCUCAUUUUGUGUUCAACUAAUGGGUGGAUGACUGUGGCAACUGAUCUGGCUGCAGUCCUCCCAAGUGGUGAGAUCCCAACAAACACUCACCUCAUUAACAGCCUCUGUGUGCCCAAAGAAGCGGAUGGUACACGCGUGCUCUUCUCUCUACCACUUCACAGCUGUGGCUCUGUAGUUAAGCUGGCAAAGGGAAAUGUGACUUAUCAAAACAAGAUCUACUCUGUUCUUGCUGACAACGUUACUGAAGGGAUGACCGUGCAAUGCACGUACCCUCUAACUAGUCUCCACCUACUCUUCUCAAGUCACAAAUUUGAAUCUGACAAAGAAGGGGUUGGCAGUAUAAUUCCUUUCUUGGAACCUACAAAAGCUACACCAACUCAAACUGUGACGAGUCCUGGAACUACAACCACAGUUGCUCCCCAAAGAACCAGAAGUCCUAACUUGCACCUCCCACCGUUCUAUCCCACAGCACGCUACAUCAAAGUUUACAGGGUUCAGAACCAAUUUGGCCCGUUCAGUAAAGGCCCUAAAGGAUCCAUGCAAGUAAAGCAGUUUCCUCGCCACGUUUAAGGAUAUUUAUAAUUUUAAGUGUUACUAAUUCAAUAAAGAUUCUUAAAAGCUACCAAA